UUCAGGCGUUUCGACGCUGCUAGAUUGCCCAUGCGCUGUACCUCCCGUUACAGUUUUAAUAUCUCGGCACCGAAUGGAGGGCUCACAUGUGCAUCUCCCCGUACCGCACGCGGCAGCUCGCUGGCGCCGCCUCGUCGAGCUUGCGACACCUGCCCCUUCUACGUGUUGCAUUCUUUACACCACCUCAUGAGUCAUGACACACUUCACGAAGCUCUCGCUUACAUACAGCAGCCGUCGCACGAGCCUCCGCCAGAGACAGAACCACCCACGCAGAAGACGGAUUCACGCAACACACCACACGCACGCACGUACGCCGGUGACAAGCGGAAGGAGGACGCCGGCAUGGCGAAGAGCGGCACGGAGGAGUGGCGUCGCAACGCCGACACGCACAAGAUGAGCCCGGAGGAGGUCCGGGCCGCGGGGGUGGAGGCGUCCAUGCGCCCGCCGGGCCGUGGCGGCGGCGCCGGGGAGGUCCUGCACCAGCGAGGCGGCCGCCUGCCGUACGGGCCCGGGACGAUGGCGCUGAUGGGGUUCGGCAUCGUCGGCGCCAUCGGCUACCUGGUGCUGUACCAGAAGGCGAGGCCCGGCACGCCGGCCACGGAGGUCGCCAAGGUGGCCGUCGGACACGGCGACCCUGCCGUCGGCCGCGAGGUCCAGAAGCGCCAAGACGAAGCGCAGCCGCCGCCACCGCCACGCGAAGGGAAGUAGACUAGUUUAGUAGCAGAAGAGCUGGAGGAUUUGCGGCGUUUGUGCUUCGAGUUACUUCUGACUCGAUUUUAUCUGCUAGCCGCGCUUCUCAGCUUGGGUACCUUUUGUCGUGGACCAUGCACGCGUGUGACUUUCUAUCAGAAAUGACACAGCAGAAAUAAAUAAUCGUAGAUGUAUUAGUUGCUUC
Molecule: messenger RNA, 895 nt
Organism: Triticum urartu
Lineage: Eukaryota; Viridiplantae; Streptophyta; Magnoliopsida; Poales; Poaceae
Source: RefSeq, a predicted model, not a curated record